Messenger RNA from Tympanuchus pallidicinctus (lesser prairie-chicken), 3437 nucleotides. RefSeq names its product nuclear transcription factor Y subunit gamma (gene NFYC). Gene Ontology annotation, biological process: regulation of DNA-templated transcription. The transcript has 10 exons. Lineage: Eukaryota; Metazoa; Chordata; Aves; Galliformes; Phasianidae. Gene Ontology annotation, molecular function: protein heterodimerization activity; DNA-binding transcription activator activity, RNA polymerase II-specific; DNA binding. Gene Ontology annotation, cellular component: nucleus; CCAAT-binding factor complex. The record is from RefSeq and is a predicted model, not a curated record. Bases 1675 to 2730 code for a protein of 351 amino acids.
CAGCUGCUGCCGGGCACGGCCUGCUUGGGGCUGCAGUGGGAGGUGGAGGCUGUCCUUGUGCCUGGCCCUGUGGCAGUGCCCCAGCUCCUGCCCUGCAUGGCCGCUUCUUCCAGCUGAGGAGCUCCAGGUGGAACUGCAAGAUCAGAGCUCUGAGUUUAGUUUGCAGCUGUUCUGCAGCUUGUGUUGCCAGUAGCAACUUCUUGCUUGAAUGUGCAUCAAGGCAUCCAGGGGGAGAUGGCUUCAUUUGGCUGCUUCCCCUUCCCAGGCAUUAAAGAAAGAUCCUUGCUGGGGCUCUAUUUAAAAACAAAACAACCACAGACAGCAGCAGUGUCUUCAUGGCUGCUUUGUGUCCUACGAACUGAGGUCCUUAAGCACUUGUCAGCUGCCACAGGGUUUUUUAAGUUGAACGUCUGCAAAAGGUGUUCUGCUCUGGUGAGCAGAAAAGCUGUAAUUGCAGAGUGUUGCUGCCUUAGUUCUUGAGAUGUGCUGCCUAAUCUGCUCUGUAAUCACCUCCAGGCGUUUUAUGCCCAGGCCUCAGCGUUUUGGCCUCCUUUUCCCUGUGUCUGGAAACAGAAUGUUAUCCUUCAUGGGGCGCCCUGGGGCUGCUCAGAGGGGAUGCGUGGUGUCAGGGUGGAUGCAGCCCACUCCUCCGUGCCCAUUUCUUACCUGGUGUGUGCUUCGGAGGCUUUGGGAUUUGUUUGCUUGUGCCUAAUGGAGUUAUGUGAGAUGGGUUUGAGCCUCAUUCGGCAGCAGGAUGAGGUGGGAGAGCCUGGAGCUUGUGGGGAUCCACAGGAGGAAGUCCUGGGUGGGAGAAGCAAAGUGGAAGGGAGCUGUGGAAGCUCCCUGCAUAUCAAAGCAGGUGAACGGGGUGAGAUGCUGAUCCCACGAGCACACAGAGCUGCCUUCCCACUGGCUCAGGGGGGUUCAGCUCCAGCCCCGCGGUGUUUUUUCUGCUGGUGCUAUUCCUGAUAGCAGGCAUUCUUAAAUCACAGGAAUGCAGUUCCCCCGGGUGAAGGAGCUUACCUAAUGGUGCAGGAAUGGUUCUGUUGUUAAAGUUGGUGUCAUGGAGCCAACGCCGAGGGUUUGCAUGGAAGUUUGGGUUUUUCUGUUUUCUCUCUGAUGCUUGCAUGCAUAUUCAAGGUCCCUCACAUAUCUCUCCUAGUGGGAACCAAGAACUGGAAUAAUGUCUUAGCUUUCACCUGCUUAGGCUUUUAUUUCAGACUCUGCCAUUAUUUCCUUCUGUAAGUUUUCUGAAGAAACCAGGCUGUGGGCACUUCUUCUCCCCGCUCACCUGCAGCCUCCUCUCACUUCUCCUCCACAGUCACUCUCCAUAGCAGGCGUCCCUCACUGCUGCUCUGAAUCCAGUCCUGUGUGUGCUCUGCAGGUGGGAGUUCUCUGCCUUCCUCAGGAGGACCCUUUAAAUUCUGGGUGAUUGAAGCAAGCCGUUUCCAGCUCCUCCUUCCAAGUUUGGAUGAGUGUGACAGAGGCCUACACCUAAUGCUUAAUUUGCCCUUGAGGUAACACUGUGUUGUUACCAGAGCUUUCUUCCCCUUUGCUCCAUUUUUAACCUGUUGCUUCUUAGGGUUCUGUUGCAUUGCAGUGCAGUGUUUAAGCAGGCUGAAAGCAAGACAUCUGUGGUUUUGAGUCAGCCCUGAGAAGUGAUUCGGCACCAGGAUGAACGGCAUCUCCAGUUGCAGCAAAGACCCCAUCAGUGCCAGUGUUGAAGUAUUGCCAGCUUCCAGCAUGUCUACAGAUGGCAGCUUCGGCACAGGCAGCAGCAGCGAUGCCCAGCAGAGCCUGCAGUCCUUCUGGCCCCGCGUCAUGGAGGAGAUCCGCAACCUCACAGUGAAAGACUUCAGGGUUCAGGAGCUGCCCCUGGCUCGGAUUAAGAAGAUAAUGAAGCUGGAUGAAGAUGUGAAGAUGAUUAGUGCUGAGGCCCCUGUGUUGUUCGCCAAGGCAGCUCAGAUAUUCAUAACAGAACUGACGUUGCGAGCCUGGAUCCACACAGAAGACAACAAGCGCAGGACUCUGCAGAGGAACGACAUUGCCAUGGCAAUUACUAAGUUUGAUCAAUUUGACUUUCUGAUUGACAUCGUCCCAAGAGAUGAGCUGAAGCCUCCGAAGCGUCAGGAAGAGGUACGUCAGGCUGUGACCCCAGCUGAACCCGUGCAGUAUUAUUUCACCCUCGCUCAGCAGCCUGCUGCAGUGCAGGUCCAGGGGCAGCAGCAAGGACAGCAGACCACAACAUCUACAACCACCAUCCAGCCGGGGCAGAUCAUCAUCGCACAGCCUCAGCAGGGGCAGGUGGGAGAAGGCCAGCAGGUGCAGAUUGUGCAGGCCCAGCCGCAAGGACAGAGCCAGCAGGCGCAGAGCGGGACGGGGCAGACCAUGCAGGUCAUGCAGCAGAUCAUCACCAACACGGGGGAGAUCCAGCAGAUCCCGGUUCAGUUGAAUGCUGGCCAGCUGCAGUAUAUCCGCUUAGCCCAGCCUGUGUCAGGCACCCAGGUAGUCCAGGGGCAGAUCCAGACGCUUGCAACCAAUGCCCAGCAGAUCACGCAGACAGAAGUCCAGCAGGGGCAGCAGCAGUUCAGCCAGUUCACAGACGGGCAGCAGCUCUACCAGAUCCAGCAAGUGACCAUGCCUGCAGGCCAGGACAUCGCGCAGCCCAUGUUCAUCCAGUCCACCAACCAGAGCUCGGAUGGCCAGGCCACGCAGGUGGCGGGGGACUGAGCGGCGUCCCUGAGUGGGGAUGCAAACAGCUUCACCCGGCCUGGUCUGAGGAAUGCGUUGCUUCUGCGUCUCCGUACUUGACAGUGAGCCUCCAGCAGGCUGCAGUCUCUGGUGCACCACACGCCUUCGUCUGGUGGGUAUGAGAGCAUAUCCAGCAGACACCGACAAGAAUGCAAGAUUUUUAUUUUUGGAAGUCCAUGUUUCAGUGCGUUCAGCUCCUCGUUCAAAGCGAAACCGAAGGGGGCCGAUGGAAUUCGGAGCAUCUCACUGAGCAGCGGUGAAAGGCUCUGACCUGGGGAAAUGAUUCAAGGUUUGCUGCAGGAGCUUCCUGCCUGGUGCCCCGUUUGUGUUUCUCCCCGAAUAGAGCUAGGUUCAGUGCUGCCAUCUCAGUGGUCUGUUACGGGUGGGAGGGGGGAGCGUGUCUGUGUGUUGGGUUGCCUCUCCUGCCUCCUUUUUUGGUAAGCCGGAGCAUUGGAUAUAUGCAGCAAGGGGGCAGGGAGUGGGGGCAGAGUAAUUAAAGUGAAAACAAAAACAUUCCUUGCAUUAUGACUGUGUUUUCUAAAGACAAAAUGAUUCUUGAAUUUGACCUGGUUUAUUCCAGAGAUGCUGAUGGCGUCCGGAUGAACCCCAACCCCUGUUCACUGUGCUUCGGUCGAUGCAUGUAAUAUAAGCUUCCUCAAACAAAAUAAAUUCCCUUUGUAAGAUAA